Drosophila rhopaloa is the source of this 2002-nucleotide messenger RNA. It is a transcript of the gene Coq4, whose product is annotated as ubiquinone biosynthesis protein COQ4 homolog, mitochondrial. The record is from RefSeq and is a predicted model, not a curated record. Bases 1094 to 1990 code for a protein of 298 amino acids. NCBI's taxonomy places the organism in Eukaryota, Metazoa, Arthropoda, Insecta, Diptera, Drosophilidae. The transcript has 4 exons. Gene Ontology annotation, biological process: ubiquinone biosynthetic process. Gene Ontology annotation, cellular component: mitochondrion; mitochondrial inner membrane.
UGCUCUCCCAUGUGCUUUUCUAAUAAGGUUUUUUAUUUAAAACACGGAUGAUUCGAAAACACGAUGUGGGUUUUUUUCAAUUACUUGUGCCUAAUCGGGUGUUUAUCUAUUCUGGGUAAACACGUUGGGGCCUUGAGAAUUCUAUAAAACAAAGUACUGCAGUGCUGGGCACUCCAGCAGCGUCAUCACUUAAAAUCACUACGUAGAAAGAAGUCGGAAGACUUGGUGUUAUAGCCGGUGACUGGUUACCCUCUAUCAGAGUUUUGAGUAUUUUAUGUUGAUUUGAAAAACAACAAAAUUAUCAGGCAGGGAAAGAUUGUGACGGGCGUAAUAUUCUUAUGAUUAGCACGCCUUGACUUUUUGGGUCUAGUAAUUUUUUUUUGAUUACCCAAUAAUAGACUCUUGAAAGAAAUUAAAUGUAUUGUUAUCGAAUCAUUUGCUUUGUUAUAAAAGUUAAUAAAUGUGCACAGCUAAAACGCUUUUAUCUACUAAAUAAAUUAAUGCCUCAAAGAUUUGAAUCUAUUUCUAAGAAUUAUAUUUAUUUUUUCCUACCUUAAAAACCGAGUAUACUCUUAGCUGUUUUAAACUAAUGGCCAUAAAUAUUGUCAGAUAGUUUGUACACCAUGAAAUUGUUUACACAACAAUCUUUUAGGCACCAAAGAAACCAACGUAUCUUCUAAAAUUAACUUUUCUUGCUUGUUUAUUAAUAGUGACUACCCAUUUAUCCAAAGAGACACAUUGACGACACUGAAAUUGAGCGUAAAAUUCGAGAAUGAGGUGCCAGUGCCCCCUGCAGCACUUUGUUUAGAUUUUAUUUUGAGACUCCGCAAUAUUGAUAGGUGGCGAGUGAGAGAUUCGGAGUGGGGCGAGGUAAUGAGGAAGCCGAAACAGGUUUUUACAGAUUAAACCGUUGGGCGGACGGAGUGCGGCGAUUGUGCGGUGAGGUAAAUUGUUAGUCAGCAUCAGCCCUGUCCGCGUACCCACAUUAUGGACAAAUUGUUUGCUCAUAUUCGCUGCUAUUGAAAGUGGGCACGUACGGGCCGAGCGGCAAGCUUUAACCGAAGACAGGUAGUCAGGGUCAUGUUUAUGUGCGAUGAUGAUGAUGAUGAUGAAGCCGGCGAUCGUGCUGAUAAGGUCACCGGGUGUACCUCCCCAUGCCUCCUCUUUGAAUCCACAGAUCAUCAUGAUGCAACGCUGCUGGCGUCUCCCAAAGCCACUGGCCCUGCGACGAGGUCUUUCUUUGGGCCAGGUAAACAGCCAAGUGGUGGCCUCUGAAACGCCUGAGGCGGAGCCACUGGAUGCAUUCGAGCGACAGUAUCUUAGGGAACGCAUCGAGAUAACGCCGUUUCAGCGGGUGAUCCUGGGAGCCGGGUCCUCCAUUGCUGCCCUGCUGAAUCCACGACGCCACGAUAUGAUCGCCUGCUUGGGUGAGACAACUGGUGAGGAUGCUUUAUGGAAUAUUUUGGAUACUAUGCAGUCCAAUGAGGAGGGUCAGCGCAUUAUGGCCGACAAGCCGCGAAUCCACACCAGUACUAUUGAUUUCAAACGCUUGGAAGCUUUGCCGCCAGACACUUUUGGAGCCGCUUACGUCAAGUUUCUGAAAGAUAAUCAAGUCACGCCCGACAGUCGCAUGGCCGUGAGGUUUUUGGAGGACCCCAAACUGGCCUAUCUGAUGACGCGGUACCGCGAGUGCCACGACCUGGUCCACACGGUGCUGGACAUGCCUACCAACAUGCUCGGCGAGGUGGCUGUCAAGUGGGUGGAGGCUCUGAACACGGGUCUGCCCAUGUGCUAUGGCGGCGCGGUGUUCGGGGCGGUGCGCCUACGUCCCAAGCAGAGGCGUGCGUACUUGAAGCAGUACUUGCCCUGGGCCCUGGAGAACGGAAAGCGGUCCAAGCCCUUGAUGGCCGUUUACUGGGAGAAGCGCUGGGAGCAGAACAUCCACGAGUUGCGCUCCGAACUGGGCAUUACUCUGUUAAAUAAAGUUUGAUGAGGCGUUUUA